GGAGAGCAAGUGAGAAUAUCCAUUAGCCAAGCCGGGUUCAGAUCAGGAGAGCAGGUGAGAAUAUCUGGUAGCCAAGCCAGGAUCAGAUCAGGAGAGCAGGAGAGAAUAUCCGGUAGCCAAGCCAGGCUCAGAUCAGGAGAGCAGGUGAGAAUAUCCGGUAGCCAAGCCAGGGUCAGAUCAGGAGAGCAGGUGAGAAUAUCCGGUAGCCAAGCCGGGGUCAGAUCAGGAGAGCAGGUGAGAAUAUCCGGUAGCCAAGCCGGGGUCAGAUCAGGAGAGCAGGUGAGAAUAUCCGGU
Molecule: messenger RNA, 294 nt
Organism: Staurois parvus
Lineage: Eukaryota; Metazoa; Chordata; Amphibia; Anura; Ranidae
Source: the annotation of a GenBank genome assembly